UCGUUUUAUUUCUUUGUUUAUAUUUCUUUCUUUCUUUCCUGCCUUCUUCUUUCCUCACUCUGUCUUUCGCCGUAUGUCUGACAUUUCCACCACACAUUACCCCAUAAAGCAGAGAAACCAACCCCAAAAAAAUACUCGAACAAAACAAACCUUUAAAAGUAUAAAAAAUUGACUCCAAGAAGAUUAUCUUUUCCAUUUAUUUAUUUUUUUAUUCAAUUUUCCAAACGCUUUUCUUAUUUCUUAUUAUUAUUGUUUUAUAUAUCUCUCUCUCUCUCUCAUUCAAGAAUAAAACCCCCACAUUUUCAUGCACUUCUUCCCGCUUUUGUUUUCUUGCCUUUUCUGCUCUCAGAGAAAAUCUCUUUCAAGCCUUUCAUCAUACAUCUUUCACCAAAACCAAAACCAAAAAAAAAAAAAAACAAAAAGGCAUUUCAUCAUACAUCACCACCGCACCAUGAACUCGCCCACUUAUGGAUCCGACCCGGUUUCACCCAACACCACCUACGUUCAAGCUGACCCAUCAACCUUCCGAGCAGUGGUUCAGAAACUAACAGGAGCACCCGAAGACCCAUCAGCUCAGAAGCUCCCUCUCACACUCCCUUCUCGUUUCAUCAAUCCGAAACCCACGACCAACGAAAUGGGGCCCCGAAGAUCCGCUUUCAAGCUCCAUGAACGGAGACAGACAACUAAGAAGCUGGAGCUCAAACUCAACGCCAACUCAGCCACCACCAUCGCCGGCGGCAGAGGCACAAUCAUCAACAGCCCAUCGUCGACGACGACUUCGUCAUCUUCAUGUGGUGGGUUGUUUGGUAGGCAGAUGGUGAUGGUUUCGCCGGUGUCGCCACUAGAGUUGUUGACGCGUGGGAGUCCAAGAACGCCGGUUUCGCCUUUUCCGGAGGAAGACAGAGCGAUCGCCGAGAAGGGUUUCUUUUUGCAUCCGAGUCCACUCAGUACACCCAGAGGGUCUGAACCGCCUGAGCUUCUUCCUUUGUUUCCUCUACAUUCUCCUAGAGAUCAUCAUGACCACAACACCACCACCACCUCCACCUCCACUUCUUCUUAAUUAAGCUUUAAUUCCUAAUUAAUUAGUGUUACCAAAUUUUUUAUUUAUAUUUUACUAUAUUUUUUUUUCCUAUUUUUAAUUUUCUCAAGCUUAAUUUUGAUAAUGAUAAUGGCAUAUAUGUUAUAAUAUUAUAUGUGUUGGUAGA
Ziziphus jujuba (common jujube) is the source of this 1205-nucleotide messenger RNA. RefSeq names its product VQ motif-containing protein 11. NCBI's taxonomy places the organism in Eukaryota, Viridiplantae, Streptophyta, Magnoliopsida, Rosales, Rhamnaceae. The record is from RefSeq and is a predicted model, not a curated record. Bases 305 to 1060 code for a protein of 251 amino acids. The transcript has a single exon.